AAGGUGGGCGGGGACGAUCGCCCAGGAGCCCCGCCCCUGCCGGGUCAUUUCUCCAGCGGAGGGGGGGGCCACGCGAUGGCCGCUGAAAGGGCAUCUUGGCGGCCACCCCGAGCCUGCACAGAUUACUGGUCUGAAUGGAAGCUGUGCCGGAGCAUCCGUAAUCUAUAUCAUCAUUACUACACUUACGGGGAGAUGCCAUCUUGCGCGCAGUGGAAAAAGGAUUACAAGAAUUGCAAAGAAUGGGAGAGAACCAAAAGCACGCUGGCCAAGGAACAGUUGUGCCACAGCGAGCAUGAACGGAUGGCCAAGAAAGAGAAACAUGCACCAGUGUGGAAAAUGAGAAAAAGUCCUCCGCCCGACUGGAAUUCACCCAUUCAGGAAGAAAACUUCAAAUGAGGCGCUCUGCUAUUCUAGCAUCUUUAAGAAACUCUUCAUCCUGAAUAGAGAGGCAUUUUUCCCGCCAUAAGUCUGGGCUUCCACCUGGCCAUACCUGGGUUGAACUGUUCUGAAGUCAGUGCAAAAUUUCAAAGGGCUUUCACCACAUAUCAUUGCAAAGGAUAUACUUUUGCGGUUCACAAGCUUCCGUCUUUGUUGCAAAUUAGCUGUGCAAAUACCGUGGCUGGUUGAUAAAGGGACAACUUGGGAAUUCUUUAUUUGUAUGCAACAUUCAGGUCUGUAUUAAAACAUCCUUUACAAACCA
Notechis scutatus (mainland tiger snake) is the source of this 700-nucleotide messenger RNA. RefSeq names its product chromosome 13 C22orf39 homolog (gene C13H22orf39). Lineage: Eukaryota; Metazoa; Chordata; Lepidosauria; Squamata; Elapidae. The record is from RefSeq and is a predicted model, not a curated record.